This is a messenger RNA of Pocillopora meandrina, 501 nucleotides long. Lineage: Eukaryota; Metazoa; Cnidaria; Anthozoa; Scleractinia; Pocilloporidae. The record is from the annotation of a GenBank genome assembly.
AUGAUAUCAUCGCCAAGUGUUGUGCAUUGGAAGGGAAUUACUGACCGUUCCGAUCUGCCGAGCCACGUUGUGGUGCCAAUGAGGAAAAACAUUUGUGAAGCAGCCACAGGCCCAGAUGAAGGUGUUAAACGCAUUCUCCUUGAGACAGCAGAUAGCUGCGAGCAAAUAUGGGAAUUGAAUACAUCCAAGGAGCGCCAAAGAGCCUUUGGUGAAGGGAAGUCUCUGUAUCACCAUGAUUCAGUCUCAGGCGGCCUUUUGGGGGAUCCUGUGGCUGAUGUUUAUGCCGUGAUUGCAAGAGAAAACAGCUGCAUUCUUGCCUUAGCUGAUGGCGUGAGUUGGGGUGAAAAGUCAAGACUGGCUGCUCGUUGCGCGGUGGCAGGCUGUCUGCAGUAUCUAAAAACGCACCUUUGUACAGCGAAUACGACUCUUGAUAUUAUGGAGAUUCUCUAUAACUCGUUUAAAAGUGCGCAUGAAUUUAUCCUCAAAAAGAUGGAUUGUUGA